CACUCCAGUAUUCUUCUAAAGCAAAUGCUUUGUGUGUAAACUUUGCUCUUGAAGCUGACUCUGCAACUGUUAGAAUCUGUUAUUGAAAUUAUUGCCACAGUAACUUUCGCAAUUAAAAGCUACUGUUGGAAAUGGCCAAAGGCCGUCGAAAGGCCGAGGAUCGCCAAAUCAAGAUCGCUCAUCGGAAGCACCGACGAGAGCAAUCUCGGAUGGAUGGUUCACAAACCAAGGGUGAUUUUGUUUCCCUCCGAAAUCAAUUAGAAGUCAUGGGACUCACCUUGCGAGAAGUACCAGGGGACGGGAAUUGUUUGUUUCGAGCUCUGAGUGAUCAACUCCAUGGAACGUCGGAAGAGCAUGCCAAUUAUCGACAGGAUGUGGUUAACUUCAUGCGACAACAUGUAUCAGAUUAUGAACCUUUUUUGGUGGAUGAGCCCUCUUUUGACCGACAUUUGGAAUUGUUGGCGCAAGACGGAACUUUUGGCGGCAACGACUCGAUUGUCGCGUUUUCACGGAUGCUCACCGUCACCGUAGUCAUUCAUCAACUGAACGAACCUUUGUGGCAGGUACACGGCUCUCCUGAUGGCUCCUCGUGCCCCAUGGAACUACACAUCUCAUACCACAACGGUGACCAUUACAACUCUGUACGUCGCAUCGGGGAUCGUCUUGGGAUCGGACCAGCCAACAUCAAAAUUAAUUCUAUGGUCCAAGAUAGCAAGCCCAAUGAAGCUAUGAUCAAUUGCAAUGGGUACGAUGAUAACGAAGGUGCUUUGUCUGACUACGAAAAUGCCACCGCAACGGAACUCGAAAAUAUUCGAGCUGUCAUGAGAUUGAGUGGUAUCGAUGACACAGUGUCUGUGACGAACGCUCUCGCCCAAAAUGCCGACUGCGUUGAAGCUGCAGUGGAUUACUUGUUGCAAAUGCAAAGUGCAACCAAAUCUCAGCACGCAAACUCAAAUGGAAUUUGGUCAGAGAACGGUACUGGUAGCCGAAUCUUAGGGAGCGAUGUGGCCAAUGACGCUCUCAAGGGAUCAAACUCGACCAAUAAUGAUCGACUAGCUAGCGUCAAGAGCAGGUUGAAAAACUCCAAUAGUCACCUGACCAACAAGAAGAAGAAACAACUAAAGAAAAUCGAGAAGAAGCUCACGGCUGACCAACGGAAAGUACGAGAUCUUCAUCAAAACAAGGGUGACAAAACUGAAGCUGACCCUGUGAUUGUGUCUAAUCUUCAGACAUUGUCGAUCUAGAAUCUUGUCUGAUCUAAUCAAUGGUUGUGUUAAUCGUCCCUCCCCCCACCAUAUAAUCUGUAAUGCAAAAGUGAAUAACAAAAUUAAUAAACAACACAAUAUAUAUCACUCGUCGACCAAUAAUUCAAAGCAUACACGAGAAAUUUCCCAGAUAAGGGAAUGGAGUGACGCAAGGGAGAAUGCUCGCUCCCUCUCAGAGGGCCAAUUCCAGGGGAACUGGCAGGGCUAGUUCUUCCUCGCGUUCAACCAACCGAGAUCGUCCCUUUAAAUUUGGUGAAAUGACAGUUGCAGAUCCCCACUCUAAUCAAAUGUCAUAGCUCAGUCGUAACUAAAUUCUCACACCAGACGGAUGUGAGAUUUUGGAUCGCCGUUGUUUAUUGUUCGUGGACCAUGGCAGAAACAUCAUAUACAAAGUUUUUGGCCUCUCUUGAGCUUCAAAGCCAUGACCUUAACGGUGAUCAGCAAAGUGGGAAACACAUUUGGGAUUACUACCUCCAUGGGAACCGAGAGGGCUUCCAUCGAAUGUUCUUGGAAGAGGGCUUCCUCGAGUUUGUGGUCCACCAAUUCGACGAAGACGUGUCUGACGCAGCAUCCUCCGACGAGGACGUUGUGGGUGAGGUUCAGCGAGAGGUCAUUCGAAAGAUGCGCAAACGAGUACGCACCAAGAGCGCCCAUCCUAAUUGCCGACAACAUCAUGGAAAGCAAGAGUUCAGUCUCGAAGGCCCAAACCAAGACGCCCAAUCAGAGGACUCGCCCCAUCAGGAUCGUUCUGAAGGGGCUUCAAAGAAGAGGAUAAAUCCAAGCCAAAGUGAUGUGGACCUUGACUCAAUAGAAGUAGCGGAUCAUCAAAACGGCCAAGAUGGGUCUCUCCUUCAGACUUGUGAAAGGCCAAUCAUUCUGAUGACGCCCUACGAGAAGUAUUGCAACAGAAUUCGGGGAGAAAAGGAUCGUCUCUACCGUAUCAAGGAGGAAUCGUUGAGUAAAUACGAAGAACUCAAAGCCCAAUAUAAAGACUUCCAUACCCCCUCCAACAUCUUUGACGGUUGCGGUUACCUGCCAAGGCCGGAUCGCCAAAUGAAACAAGAGUACUUCUUCCAUUGGGGGACCACGUGCCACGAGGCUAAGGAGUUCCUCGCUUUCGCAAAACGUUCCAGAAAUACCCGGCUGUGGCUGGAACAACCCAAUUACCAUCAAUUGGAUCGACUCGGCAGUGACCUGAUGUACCUGGUGCUCAUGCCAUUCUACAUUCAUCGCCGUGUACGCUUCAUGAUCGAAACAUGGUCAUCCCUAAACCUUGGGCCAAUCCCGGACGGCGUCCGUGCAAGUCUAGCCCAUAUGUCUUACUUCAGACCAGAGCUUGUGUUCUAUAAGGAGAGGCGGGAGAUUUGGUUGUGGUAUCUCCGGGUGGCGGAUUAUGUGAACCAGACCUACCAAUGGCCUUUUGAGCCCCAGAUCAAACAGCUCCUGGAUAAUGCCGACUCUGAGCUGAACGAACACCAUUUGGUCAGUUGUAAGAAUCUUUCCUGUCGCUUGGCCAGCCGCAACAAUUUGGGGAGGCAGACUUGGCAGACGGCGGGAAGGGAGUUUGUGGUCGAUUACACCAACGGGGCUCCAUUCGAACUCCUUGGGGACCUCAUCAGAUUCGCUCUACUUGCAUCGUGCGGGUAUGUCUAUAGCUUCGUAGCUGAACGGACUUUUGGAUUUGGAUUUUGGCAAAAUUGAUGUUCUUGAACGUAAAUAACCGACACGAAUCAAUCCGCUUAGGCUCAUCACAAAUUUGCUACUGAGCCGUGGUUUUCACGUUGCGUUGUUCGCGUCACAUUUUGAUGUAAAUAAAUACAUAUCUCGCACUUA
This is a messenger RNA of Tigriopus californicus, 3098 nucleotides long. RefSeq names its product OTU domain-containing protein 3-like. The record is from RefSeq and is a predicted model, not a curated record. Gene Ontology annotation, molecular function: cysteine-type deubiquitinase activity. Gene Ontology annotation, biological process: protein deubiquitination. The transcript has 7 exons. NCBI's taxonomy places the organism in Eukaryota, Metazoa, Arthropoda, Copepoda, Harpacticoida, Harpacticidae. Bases 132 to 1244 code for a protein of 370 amino acids.